Molecule: messenger RNA, 780 nt
Organism: Closterium sp. NIES-65
Lineage: Eukaryota; Viridiplantae; Streptophyta; Zygnematophyceae; Desmidiales; Closteriaceae
Source: the annotation of a GenBank genome assembly
AUGGGUUGGCAGAAACGAGCUGCCGACCGCCGAACCUCGCGGCAAGCCUCGGCGGUGAGGGGGUGUGGGAUGGGUGGGGUGACUGGAGUGCGGUUGGGUACAGGAGCACAUGACCCCAGCUACUGGCGAAUCAGAGAAGCGAGGAUCGUCCUGCAGGGGGAGAGAGAGAGGGCAGAGAAGAGAGAGAGAGAGAGAGAGAGAGAGAGAGAGAGAGAGAGAGAGAGAGAGAGAGAGAGAGAGAGAGAGAGAGAGAGAGAGAGAGAGAGAGAGAGAGAGAGAGAGAGAGAGGAGAGAGAGAGAGAGAGAGAGAGAGAGAGAGAGAGAGAGAGAGAGAGAGAGAGAGAGAGAGAGAGAGAGAGAGAGAGAGAGAGAGAGAGAGAGAGAGAGAGAGAGAGAGAGAGAGAGAGAGAGAGAGAGAGAGAGAGAGAGAGAGAGAGAGAGAGAGAGAGAGAGAGAGAGAGAGAGAGAGAGAGAGAGAGAGAGAGAGAGAGAGAGAGAGAGAGAGAGAGAGAGAGAGAGAGAGAGAGAGAGAGAGAGAGAGAGAGAGAGAGAGAGAGAGAGAGAGAGAGAGAGAGAGAGAGAGAGAGAGAGAGAGAGAGAGAGAGGAAAAGAGAGAGAGAGAGAGAGAGAGAGAGAGAGAGAGAGAGAGAGAGAGAGAGAGAGAGAGAGAGAGAGAGAGAGAGAGAGAGAGAGAGAGAGAGAGAGAGAGAGAGAGAGAGAGAGAGAGAGAGAGAGAGAAGAGAGAGGAGUGGGAGGCAGGGUGGGUCGGGGAGGAAGUAA